Molecule: messenger RNA, 1335 nt
Organism: Pteropus alecto (black flying fox)
Lineage: Eukaryota; Metazoa; Chordata; Mammalia; Chiroptera; Pteropodidae
Gene: MYG1
Product: chromosome unknown C12orf10 homolog
Exons: 7
Coding region: 151-1314 (387 amino acids)
Cellular component (GO): nucleus; cytoplasm
Source: RefSeq, a predicted model, not a curated record
CGCUGGGGGAGCCAGAAGAAAGCCUUUCCUGCGCUGUGUAUGCGCCCCACCAGGUCGGUUGCCGUGGGAACGGCUGAGAAGCGGAAGUAGGGCUGCGCGGGCGCUUUAUUUUCCGGGUCGGCGCUCCCGCGUGCGCGAAGGGGAAGCUGCAUGGGCCGCCACUUCCUGCGCGGUCUCCUAUCUCUGCUCCUGUCGCCGCCGCCGCCACCCCUCCAUAUCUGGCACUGCAAGCUCAGCCUGGAGUCCGUCCCGCCCUUCAAACGACCCCGCAGCAGCCUCAUGACACCGCCCCGUAUUGGGACACACAACGGCACCUUCCACUGCGAUGAGGCCUUGGCAUGCGCAUUGCUGCGCCUCCUUCCGGAGUACCGGGAUGCAGAGAUUGUGCGAACCAGGGACCCGGAAAAACUGGCUGCUUGCGACAUCGUAGUGGACGUGGGUGGCGAGUACGAUCCUCAGAGACACCGAUAUGACCAUCACCAGAGGUGGGUUCCCAGGUCUUUCACAGAGACCAUGAGCUCCCUGUCCCCUGGGAAGCCAUGGCAGACCAAGCUGAGCAGUGCAGGACUCAUCUAUCUACACUUCGGGCACAAGCUGCUGGCCCAGUUGCUGGGUACUAGCGAAGAGGACAGCAUGGUAGCCACCCUCUAUGACAAGAUGUACGAGAACUUCGUAGAGGAGGUAGAUGCAGUCGACAAUGGGAUCUCCCAGUGGGAGGAGGGAAAGCCUCGAUAUGCACUGACCACUACACUAAGUGCCCGAGUUGCCCGGCUUAAUCCCACCUGGAACCAGCCCAACCAAGACACUGAGGCUGGGUUCAAGCGUGCAAUGGAUAUGGUUCGAGAGGAGUUUCUGCAGAGAUUAGACUUCUACCAGCACAGCUGGCUGCCAGCCCGGGCCUUGGUAGAAGAAGCCCUAGCCCAGCGAUUACAGGUAGACCCAAGUGGGGAGAUAAUAGAACUGGCAAAAGGUGGAUGCCCCUGGAAGGAGCACCUCUAUUACCUAGAAUCUGGGCUGUUGCCCCCAGUGACCAUCGCCUUUGUUGUCUACACUGACCAGGCUGGACAGUGGCGGGUACAAUGUGUGCCCAAGGAGCUCCACUCAUUCCAGAGCAGGCUGCCCCUGCCAGAGCCAUGGUGGGGUCUUCGGGAUGAGGCCCUGGACCAGGUCAGUGGAAUUCCUGGCUGCAUCUUUGUCCAUGCCAGCGGCUUCAUUGGUGGGCACCGCACCCGAGAGGGUGCCUUAAGCAUGGCUCGUGCUACCUUGGCCCAGCGCCCAGCACCUAUGCCUCCCACAAAUCCCAUUGUCCAAUAAAAUUUGUCUCAUACUGACCAA